AAAAUGGGAGAACUGACUUGUAUUCGAAAUCCUUAUCCUCUGCCGGAUAUAGUUCGUGAAGGAUUGUGGAUACGACGACCUGUGCUAGGUAAUAAAGUUUCGGCGAAGGAUAAAGACUGGAGUACCAAGUUAAAAGCUCACGAACGUCUCUUUGCACAUCAUACGCUAAAUAGUAUACGGAAAGAUCAUAGGCUUCUGAGGCCGCAGGUACCAGGAGAUGCUCUUGAUUUAGCACUCACCACUGUGUAUGUUCACAGUAAAGACUCACUGGUGCCCAAAUCGUACAUCCCUAUGCAACCUGAAACGUUAGGAAAGAGAACUUGGCGCGUUUUAAAAAAUAAAAUCGAGAUUUACAAGGGUCCAGAAAUUCCCGACGAUGACGCAGACGAUCCUCUGGCGAUGUUUGUAAAGAAAACGGAGUGCUUCCGUGGCCCAUUGCCAGAGAGACGAGUCCAUCCGAGUAGCCUGAAAUUAAAUAUCACCGGACCUCAUUCGGUUCAAUCUAAUCCCGGAUACAGUCGUAAAAUCGACGGAACUUUUUACAGUAUUUAA
Messenger RNA from Habropoda laboriosa, 552 nucleotides. RefSeq lists its product as uncharacterized. Lineage: Eukaryota; Metazoa; Arthropoda; Insecta; Hymenoptera; Apidae. The coding region runs from base 4 to 552 and encodes 182 amino acids. The transcript is spliced from 3 exons. The record is from RefSeq and is a predicted model, not a curated record.